Molecule: messenger RNA, 3297 nt
Organism: Hemicordylus capensis (graceful crag lizard)
Lineage: Eukaryota; Metazoa; Chordata; Lepidosauria; Squamata; Cordylidae
Product: adenosine receptor A2b-like
Exons: 2
Coding region: 725-2515 (596 amino acids)
Biological process (GO): adenylate cyclase-activating G protein-coupled receptor signaling pathway; vasodilation; G protein-coupled adenosine receptor signaling pathway
Cellular component (GO): membrane
Molecular function (GO): G protein-coupled adenosine receptor activity
Source: RefSeq, a predicted model, not a curated record
UAGAGAUUAUAGUGUUGGAGCAGGGCUAGGGAGACCAAGACCCUGGCUGCUCAUGAGGCUCCCAGGACAGCUUUGGGCCAAGUAUUCUGUCUUUCAGCCUAGGCUACCUCGCAGGGUGGUUGUGAGAAUAAUUUGGGUCUUGGCUUGAGCUGACUUAGAAGCCAGCUCCUGUGAGGAAUGGUUGAUAGAGCUGGGUGUGUUUAGUCUGGAGACGAGAAGGAAGAAGGAAGCAGAUUCAGGCUAGACCCUAGGAAGAAUUUCCUAACUUUAAGAGUUGUUGGACAGUGGAACAGCCUGCCUCAUGCUGUGUGGUGGGUGUGGGGGUGCCUCUCCUUUGCUGGGGGUUCCCAGUGAGAGGCUGAAAUGCCAGGGAUGCUGUGUCUACAGGAAUCUACAGCUGGGCAGGGGGUUGGUCUAGAAGACCUCAAAGGUGCCCUUCCUUCCACCGCUUAGUAGUCUAUACACUGCCCACUCCUUGGCGAAAGAGUGGGAUAUACAUGUAACAAAGGAUGAUAAUUCAACCCUAGAAUGGGUAAAAUCAGAGAAAAUCCAAGAAAAAAAAUCCUCCUAGGAUUUUCUCUGAUGAUUUUACCCUUUCCAGUGUUGAAUUAUUAGUAUUAUUUGUUACAUGUAAAAUUAAAUUCAAAAUUAGUCCUAGGUUAGUUAGGUCCUAAGUUCGUUAGGCAUUUUCGAAUUUCCCGGAACGCAGAGUGUCUCUGCGCAUAUGCAAAGUACAGCGGGGCCAGGUCCUCCUUGCUGUCCCGGAGAGCGGCACUCCCCCGCCCCACGCCUUUCAGACGCGACGGAGCCGUGUUGUGACUCACGUCCACCCGCCUUUCGGGCUGCUGCGCGCCAGAAAACGGACAUCGGGGGCACAUUGCAGAGGCGCCUCGGUCGAAGUAGUACGGUAAAAGCCGGGGAAGGGAAGGGAGGGGCUGGGGAGCGCGCCUCAGCCAAUCGGGCGGAGGCCCCGCCCCGCCCAUGUGCAGAAAUAGCCGCGCGGGCAGAGGCGGCUGCCGGGGAGAAGCCCGUCGGUGGCGAAGUGGCGCGGGCUCUGCCCCGGAGAGCGCGCAGAGCAGCCGGACGGAAGGUGGGCGCCCACAGUGGCCCGGCCAGAAGGCAGGGAGGCCCGGGACCCCGCUGGCUAGUGCGCCUGGUGCUCUCUGGGACAUCCCGCUGCAAUUGCAGCAGCAAGGAUUCCAUCCCUGCUGGUUUGGCUGGACCCAGGAAGGAAGGAAGGAAGGAUGCUGGCAGCCCGGGCUGUGCCCAGGGGCCCCGCGUGAGAGUUGGCCCCUGGGGCCCCCAGCCAGGAGCAGGCACUGGCCAUGGCUGCAGAUGUCUCCCAGCAGCGGGCACCCUCGCCGUCAGCCGGGAGCGUGGGCUGAGCGGCUCUGGGGGCCCUUGUGGCCAUGGGUGCUGCCCUUCUGCUCUCCGCUCUGAGCCUGGCGGGAGCCCCGUCCUGGGCAUGACCCAACCGGCGCCCCGCGGCAUGGAUGCGGGCUACAUCGCCGUGGAGGUGAUGAUCGCCGUGCUGUCCAUCGUGGGCAACGUCCUGGUCUGCUGGGCCGUGGCCAUCAACAGCACCCUGAAGAAUGCCACCAACUACUUCCUGGUCUCACUGGCGGUGGCCGACAUCGCGGUGGGGCUGCUGGCCAUCCCCUUCGCCAUCACCAUCAGCGUCGGCUUGGAGACCAACUUCCACUGCUGCCUCUUCUUGGCCUGCUUCGUCCUGGUCCUCACCCAGAGCUCCAUCUUCAGCUUGCUGGCGGUGGCCGUCGACCGGUACUUGGCCAUCAAGAUCCCGCUUAGAUACAAGAGCAUCGUGACGGGGAAGCGGGCCCGGGGCCUCAUCGGCAUCCUCUGGCUGCUCUCGUUCAGCAUCGGCCUGAUCCCGCUGAUGGGCUGGAACCUCCGGGACGUGGCCACGGGGAGCUGCCCCAAUGCCACCAACGGGACCCGAGGCCCUGGGGAGGGGGGCCGGCCGGCCUGCCUGGUCAAAUGCCUCUUUGAGAACGUGGUGACCAUGAGCUACAUGGUCUACUUCAACUUCUUUGGCUGCGUCCUGCUGCCCCUCCUGGCCAUGCUGGGCAUCUACGUCAAGAUCUUCAUGGUGGCCUGCCGGCAGCUGCGGCAGAUGGAGCUGGUGGGCAACUCCCGGACCACCCUGCAGAAGGAGGUCAACGCUGCCAAGUCGCUGGCCAUCAUCGUGGGCGUCUUUGCCAUCUGCUGGCUGCCCCUCCACAUCCUCAACUGCCUCACCCUCUUCGACAAGGACUUCGGCGAGCAGAAGCCCGAGGAGCUGAUGAACUUCACCAUCAUCCUCUCCCACAUCAACUCGGUCGUCAACCCCAUCAUCUACGCGUACCGGAUCCAGGAUUUCCGGUGCACCUUCCGCAAGAUCCUCUGGCGGUACGUCCUCUGUAAGCCCCAGGACUUCCCGAAGUACCCCAAGGGCAGCCGCGCCAGCAGACACCUCUCCGUCAGUAAUAUCAGCAGCACCCGGGCCUGCAUUUGAGGCCGCCUCCGCCCCCUGACUGAACUGUGCUGUGCUCGUGACCCCUGGAGGAGUCGCAAUGGACCUCUCUGCAUUUUCGUACUGCUGUGUUCCAAGCUGUACUUGUAAACCGGAAGGUCCCCAGUGGUUGGGCUGCAACUCCUGUCAGCCUGUGGCCACUGUGGCUGGGGAUGAUGGGAGUUGUAGUCCAACGGCAGCUAGAAGCCCACGCGUGGGCAGCCCUGAACUGUAUUAUAUAUCUGGGUUGGUUGGUUUUUUAAACAAAAACAUCAGUGCCUCUUGCAGGAAUGCCACAGGUGACGUACUUGCUUCUGAGCUCCUUAAAGAUCAAACUGGAUGUUCCUCCCAAAUUAAAAAAUACAUACUAUAAAAAUCACAUUGAAUUCCUGUCUCCAUGACGGGGGAGCAGGUUUUCCAGCUGUGCUGCUCUUUUUAAAAUGUCUUUAUUUUUUUCAGUGCUCAAAUGUAACUUUGCAGGGAGAAGAGGAGCCAUGUAGACUGUUUUUGGUAAAUGUGUGUGCUGAUUUUGACGUUUUGUACACAGAUAGCUUCCUCCUGCCUCUGUUUUUUUAAUGUGUCAUCAGUUGCUUGAUGCUGCUGGUAUUCUCAAAUGGGAAAUAGUUUUCUAUAGGCCAGUUAUGAUAAUUUUGUAUGGGCUUUCUGGGAGAAGGCAGAGUGAAGAGGAAUUGGUGGAUGUUGGUGAAUUAUUAAAAAAAAAUAGUGCUGUUGAAAGGUUUUUUUAAAUGAUUGUUAAAUUAAAGAGAGAUGCGGAAGGGAAAAAA